Panicum hallii is the source of this 2521-nucleotide messenger RNA. RefSeq lists its product as uncharacterized. Bases 10 to 2508 code for a protein of 832 amino acids. The transcript is spliced from 3 exons. Lineage: Eukaryota; Viridiplantae; Streptophyta; Magnoliopsida; Poales; Poaceae. The record is from RefSeq and is a predicted model, not a curated record.
ACAUACAGAAUGAAUGGUGGAGGAGCAGAGCGACACCGGAAGAUGACCAUGAAUCAGGGAUGGCUGGCUGCCGGAGGCGGAGAAGAUGGCCACCCUUCCAACACGAAGAAGCUCGAUGAGUUACCAGAACGGUUCAUUAACCGCUACGUUCUCGUGCUGACAGUCGCACUCAUGACCGUCAGAGGCCUGGGCGUCUUGGCGUUCGCGUGGUCUACAGUCGUCCUCCUUGGUGGCUUCGUCACAUUGCUGGGAAGGCUGGAUUUCUGGUUCAUCACGUUGAUUAGCUUCGCCCAGUCAGCCAGGAUCUUCGGUGCUGUGGCGGACGAGCAGUACCUAUAUUUUGUUGAACUUUUGUCUCGUCCCAUCAUCGGAACUGCUAAGCGAAUGCUGAACCAAGUAUGUUGCGGAAACAAGAAGCAAUCAGCUACCACACCACAGCGUAGCUACGAAGAAUCAAAUGAGGAACCUCGUGCCUGCUGCAAUAGGUUUCCAUCCCUUGGCAUGAAGGAUGCAACCACGAUGCUGAUCAAGAUAGGGUUACCGAUCCCAUUGGUUCUCGUUGUACUUCACCCGGUGUUUGUCUUGUUCAACAUAGUGGCCUCGUUCGUGCGCCUCUGGCGCAAGGACUACGGCCAGGAAGCUAACCUGAAACCAGCAGUGGUGAUCUUCUACUCUCUAGCUUUCAGUCAGGGUGUGCUCUACCUGCUCUGGCUCAUCCUUGAUGUCGGGAAAGUGCUGCCAGUGAGACUAGUGGUCCAGAAGUAUGGGUUUCACGGCACCUGGAGCACACAAUAUGUCCGCCGGUACCUUAUUGACACCAAAUUCAAGUGCCUCAAGGACCUGUCUGCUAUCAAAGGAAGGAAUCUGAUCACAUAUGCGUCCGGCUUGCUGGAUUCAGACUACAUGAAGGACUACCUGUGCGGAGAAAGGAUUCUGGUCUACUUUAUCGAGAGAGAGAUGCUUCCCAGGCAAGAUCUGAUCCGCUCGUCCAGGAAAAGGAUUCAGAAACUGAUCAUGAUGCUGUCGUGGACAGACGAACAUUACCAAGAGAUCAGACUGCUAGCCUCAAAGAUCGUGGCGCAUGUUGCUGGCCACGUCAGUAUUGCUCAGUUUCCAGGGACUCUGGAAAGCGUCUCUUCCCUGCUCGAUCCAUCGGAGAACAACCAUAUCUUAUUCCGCUCUUCAUCAUCACCAGACAGAAGGGGAAAUGAUGCUGAUCACACCGUGCAAAUCAAAAUUGAUGAUGCACACGGCAGGCAGGAGUGCCAACUGAUCGAGCAUGGCCUCAUUAUCCUACACAAGUUCACCUUGGACACAAACAAUUGCAUAGAAAUGUGUAAAUCUGAUGUUCUGAUCAUGCAUAUCUUGGCGUGGAUCUGUUCUAAACCAUUCAUCCCAGUCAAUGAGCAGGCUGAGUGGAUAGACAUACUGACACGGUCCUUCAAAGUGUUGAACCAGCUCACAAGUGUUCGUGGACAGGCUGGAAAUGAGGUGCGUAAAAAAGUCAAGUUCGAAUUGGAACCAUCAUGGAUCAAUGGCUAUGGGAGUCACCCUGAGAUACAAAUGCUAGCCAUAGACCUUCACAUGCAGGUUUUCCUCAAGCAUUUCGAGGAGCCUCAAGAAUUCAUAAUUAACAAUUCGAACUCUGAUAAACACAAACAAAACAAACCCAGCCCGAAGUCUGACAAAAGGGAGAACUUCCUUAUGGUAAUUUUGAACAUCUUCCUCUCCUAUAAAGACAUGGAAAACGAGGGAAUAGGUUCAGUUGCCUCACGGAAGGUUCAAGUGAAAGCUGGGGAAGCAAUCGCUAUGGUCUCGGCAGAAGAAAAGAAUUAUGAAGCUAUGUUGAAGGUGAAAGGAGAUAUUGUUAUAGAACUUUACCAUAUAAUUUUUUCGAAGACUGAAAUAGAAUACAGAGCCAUCGCGGCAGAUAUAUUUAAGCGUUUUUACGCCAACGCUGUUAGGGAACCUAAGGAAGUACUUCAAAAGGUGCUCGAUCUACUUCAGACCAGUAUGGAAUCAGAAACAUUAGGGAAUGGUGAUCUGCCAGUUUAUCCUGAUUCUAGCAAGCAUCCUGAUUCAAAGUGUAAUCAGCAGAAUUAUGUUAAGAGACUGCAGGCAGCCUUGCUGCGCAUAAUUUGCGUAAUACAUCGUAGUCGACAAAUCACAGCAAAGGAUUUAGUUGACGUGGUUGGUUCUGUUUCAUACAAAUCUUGUUAUGUGGGGCUUCUCAAGGAGUUGGUAGACAGGAAUAAAAGGGGAACCACUGCUUACCCUAUAGAGAUCGUAAAGUGGGCUGCAAUGAUAGUUGAUUUGAUGAUACAGAGCAAAACCGAGUUAGUGCAACAAAUAAGGGAGGAGGGGAUUGUUGACUCGCUGAUUGAGGCAUCCAACAUCAUGUCAGGUGUCGAUAGCUGGACGAUAUUCCGUCAUAUUCAUCGACGGGGGGUUGUGUGGAAUCAAACCUUAGCAGAAAUUGUGAAAGACAUUAAAAACAGAACCUACUGAACUGCAUAGAAGA